UUGACCAUAAGCGGGUUUUCAUUUCGAGUGUCAGAAUAAUCAGUAACAGUUGCAAAAUGGAUAUAAAAUCUUUUUUGUAUGAAUUUUGUGCAAAGUCACGCCUUGAACCCAAGUUUGAAGUUCGUCAGACUGGGCCUAAGAAUCGGCAACGCUUCCUCUGCGAGGUCCGUGUGGAUCAGAAUAACUACAUAGGUGUGGGCAAUUCCACCAACAAAAAGGAUGCAGAGAAGAAUGCUUGCCGCGACUUCGUUAACUAUCUGGUGCGCGUGGGUAAGUUGAAGGCCCAGGACGUACCGGCCGGUUUAAGUGAUUCAGAAGUGGGAGGCCCCAAAGGUAUAGCGGGCGAGGGAACAGCAGGCCCGAGCGGCCAGCAAAAACGCGUGUUUGGCGGCCAGUCGGGUCCACAAGAUCUGGGCGAGGCGUAUCGUCCACUUAACCAUGAAGGACGUGGUGACCGGUUUAACAUCAUCGACCAUGUGCAGGAGCAAAAGGACAUGAACGAGGCUGAGUCAAUUGACGUAAACGCUGCUAUUCACGGUAAUUGGACAAUUGAAAAUGCCAAGGACCGCCUUAACAUGUACAAGCAGUCGAAUAACAUUCGCGACGAUUACAAAUACACUCCUGUGGGUCCGGACCACGCUAGGAGCUUUAUGGCCGAGUUGUCUAUUUACGUGCCAGCUCUAAAGCGCAAAGUGACGGCCCGUGAGACCGGAUCCAACAAGAAAUCUGCCAGCAAGUCAUGCGCUUUGUCUCUGGUUCGCCAGCUGUUUCACCUUAACGUAAUUGAGGCCUUCAGCGGCACUCUAAAAAAGAAAAAGGACCAGGAAAUGAAGCCCUACCCGGUGAAGCUGUCACCAGACCUCGUGGAAGACUUAGAUAUGGUCAUCAAGGAAUUGGAUCUACCCGUCGUAAAUCCGCGUAAUAUCAAAGUAGAACAAGACGGUGCUCCUAUUUCUUUGAUAGUGACUGGAAACCGCGUGGACCCUAUGCAACCUGCUAGCGAAAAACGGCAGGAAAGCACAGUGAUUCCAUGGGCCCCGCCUCAGCCAAAUUGGAAUGCCUGGCAUGCCUGCAACAUCGAUGAAGGUGAAUUGGCUACCACAUCCAUCGAAGAUAUUUCACUAGAUCUUGAACGCUCAUUGCGCGAACGCCGUCAGAACGACGCGGAAUAUUGCCAGUUCCUAGAGUUUCGUGACAAGUUGCCAAUCGCGGCCAUGCGCUCCGAAAUUCUGAGCGCCAUCAAUGAUAACCCGGUGGUAAUUAUCCGCGGCAACACCGGCUGCGGAAAGACCACACAGAUCGCACAAUACAUUCUCGACGACUACAUUUCAUCCGGUCAGGGAGGCUUCGCCAACAUAUAUGUGACCCAGCCACGCCGCAUCUCGGCGAUAUCAGUAGCAGAGCGUGUCGCCCGUGAACGUUGCGAAAACCUGGGUGAGGCCGUUGGCUACUCCGUUCGAUUUGAGUCUCAGUUCCCUCGGCCCUACGGUAGUAUUCUCUUCUGCACCGUUGGAGUGCUUUUACGCAAGCUUGAGGCCGGCUUGCGAGGCGUCUCGCAUAUCAUCGUUGAUGAGAUCCACGAGCGGGAUGUGAACAGCGAUUUCCUGCUGGUAAUUCUUCGCGAUAUGGUGGCCACAUAUCCAGAUCUGCACGUUAUUCUUAUGUCGGCCACAAUCGACACCACUUUAUUUGCCAAUUACUUUGGCGGCUGUCCAGUACUUGAGGUUCCCGGCCGGGCCUUUCCUGUUCAGCAAUUCUUUUUGGAAGACAUAUUGCAGAUGACUAACUUCGUGCCCUCGGUAGAGUCCCGUCGCAAGAGAAAGGAAGCUGAGGACGAGGAACAGAUGCAGCUGUCGGAGAAUAAGGAAGAGGAAGAAAUAAAUUACAAUAAGAUUUGCGAUGAUGACCGGUACACGGUACAGACUCGGAACGCCAUGGCCAUGCUAUCUGAGUCUGACGUAAGUUUCGAGCUGUUAGAGGCCCUUCUGUUGCUCAUCAAAUCAAAGCAAAUCACUGGCGCCAUCCUGGUCUUUCUUCCCGGCUGGAAUUUGAUCUUCGCUCUUAUGAAGUUUCUGCAGAGCUCAAAUACAUUUGGAAAUUCGUCGCAGUACCGUAUUCUGCCGUGCCACUCGCAGAUUCCGCGUGAGGACCAGCGCAAGGUUUUCGAGCCGGUACCGGAUGGUGUGACAAAGAUAAUUCUGUCCACCAACAUAGCUGAGACUUCGAUCACCAUCGACGACAUCGUAUUCGUUGUGGAUAUUUGCAAGGCUCGCAUGAAGCUCUUCACUUCGCACAAUAAUCUCACCAGCUACGCCACUGUGUGGGCUAGCAAGACUAACCUGGAGCAGCGCAAAGGUCGCGCCGGCCGCGUCCGUCCUGGCUUCUGCUUCACACUCUGUUCUCGCGCCCGUUUCGCUGUGCUCGAGGAUAACCUUACGCCGGAGAUGUUCCGCACGCCGCUGCACGAGAUGGCUCUCACCAUCAAGUUGCUCCGCCUUGGUGCCAUUCACCAUUUUUUGUCGAAGGCUCUGGAACCCCCGCCAGUGGACGCUGUCAUCGAGGCCGAGGUACUUCUGCGUGAGAUGCGCUGCCUAGACGCCCACGAUGAAUUAACACCUCUAGGUCGACUGCUGGCACGCCUGCCCAUCGAGCCUCGGUUGGGCAAGAUGAUGGUACUGGGUGCCGUGUUCGGAUGCGCCGACCUAGUGGCCAGCAUGGCCUCCUACUCCAGCACCUUUUCUGAGGUGUUUGCCCUGGACAUUGGCCAGCGUCGACUUGCAAAUCAUCAGAAGGCACUGAGUGGUCGCAAGUGCUCCGACCACGUGGCCAUGAUUGUAGCGACACAAAUGUGGCAGCAAGCCAAGGAUCGUGGCGAACAGGCAGAAUCACGCUUCUGCGACUGGAAGGGCCUGCAGAUGUCCACUAUGAACGUGAUGUGGGAUGCCAAAAAACAGCUGUUGGAUCUUUUACUUCAAGCCGGGUUCCCUGAGGAGUGCAUGGUGUCUUGCCGCGUCAAUGCUGAUUCUGAUGAAGCCGACCCAAUGCUGGACGUGUCACUUGCAUUGCUUUGUCUCGGCCUCUAUCCCAACAUCUGUGUGCAUAAGGAGAAGCGCAAGGUUUUAACCACCGAGUCCAAGGCGGCGCUGUUGCACAAGACCUCCGUUAACUGCAGCAACUUGGCCAUCACCUUUCCUUAUCCGUUCUUCGUCUUUGGCGAGAAAAUCCGCACACGCGCAGUGUCCUGCAAGCAGCUUUCAAUGGUUUCUCCCCUCCAGGUCAUGCUAUUCGGUUCGCGGAAGAUCGACCUGGCCACCGACAACAUCGUUCGUGUGGACAACUGGGUCAACUUUGAAAUGGAGCCGGAACAUGCGGCCAAGAUCGCAGCUCUGAAGCCUGCAUUGGAGGAUCUCAUCACAAUUGCUUGCUACAAUCCCUCCGAAAUUCUUAACUUGGAGGGCCCCUACUCUAAUUUAGUCGGUGUGGUUAGGAAAAUCUGCGACAAAAGGGCCGGCGACUUUGAACUGACUCGCGAAACAGGAAUCUUGCCUCACCAGGCACGACAGACCGCUCCCGGCGGUGGAGGUGGCGGUCCGGCCAAAAGAGGCCGCUUCGAUUAUGGCGGCGGAGCCGGUGGUGGACACUUCAGGAACAGAGGUGGCUAUGGAAAUCCAGCAAACAGUAGCUAUGGCGAUGGCGGGCGUGGCAACUACGGGAGUGGAGGUUUUGGUGGUAGUUUUGGAAAUAGUGGAGGUAGAUUUGGAAAUAACCAAGGAGGUUUUGGAAAUAAUGGAGGAGCUGGAUUUAAUUGGAAUGGAGGCGAUGGAGGCUAUACUAAUUAUGGAAGUUCUGGAGGAAAUAACUUCACAGGAGGCGCUAACCAGAACAACAGCUGGGGACGCUAUUAAGGACUAUAAUAUUUUCAUAUUUCUAUUAAAACAAACUUACACAUUUAUAAUAUUUAAAU
This is a messenger RNA of Drosophila serrata, 3964 nucleotides long. It is a transcript of the gene mle, whose product is annotated as dosage compensation regulator mle. Lineage: Eukaryota; Metazoa; Arthropoda; Insecta; Diptera; Drosophilidae. Gene Ontology annotation, molecular function: ATP hydrolysis activity; 3'-5' DNA helicase activity; ATP binding. The record is from RefSeq and is a predicted model, not a curated record. Gene Ontology annotation, cellular component: intracellular anatomical structure; nucleolus; ribonucleoprotein complex. Gene Ontology annotation, biological process: regulation of mRNA processing; positive regulation of transcription by RNA polymerase II.